UUGGGGCUUUGUCAAUUCAACCAAAUACCCUACCCUGUGUUCAACUGUCUUUUACCCCCCAAGAGAAAGAGACCAAAGACAGCUCUAGCCUGCUUAUCUGCAAGAGACACGCAUUUGAAGCAAGGAUGACUAAGAUCUAUUUCAAGCAAGAGCAUGAUUUUGAGAAAAGGCGUGCUGAGGCUGCAAGAAUCAGGGAGAAAUACUCAGACAGAAUUCCUGUGAUAGUGGAGAAGGCUGAGAGAAGUGAUAUUCCUAACAUCGACAAGAAAAAAUACCUUGUUCCAGCUGACCUGACUGUGGGACAAUUUGUAUAUGUGAUCCGGAAGAGAAUUAAACUGAGUGCUGAGAAAGCAAUCUUCAUAUUUGUGGACAACAUCCUUCCGCCUACAGGAGCAAUAAUGUCUACUAUAUAUGACGAGAAGAAGGAUGAAGAUGGGUUUCUCUACGUCACAUACAGUGGGGAAAACACAUUUGGGUGACAAUUUCUCCGCCAGCUUAUUAAGGUUACCAUUAAUAUCUUCCUUCUCGCCUGAUGAUGCCAUUUUCAUCUCCGGGGCCUUUGUAUUAAAUAAUUCUGCAAAAUAUGACUCAUAUAUAAAACCUUGCCCUUGAUAAAUGUACAGUUGUACACUUUAUAUUUUCUUUAAAAAUUUAUAUAAUGCAAUGACUACUGAAUAUUUCUUUAUC
This is a messenger RNA of Camellia sinensis, 687 nucleotides long. Its product is annotated as autophagy-related protein 8g. Lineage: Eukaryota; Viridiplantae; Streptophyta; Magnoliopsida; Ericales; Theaceae. The record is from RefSeq and is a predicted model, not a curated record.